AAUUUGGGACAGAAUGAAUUGUCGUAUCUACCAGAAAACGUGUUUCAAUACACGCCUAACCUGUAUUACCUGUUGCUCAAUGGAAACAAUUUGGAAACAAUUGGCGUUCGAGUAUUCAGAGACCUUCAGAGGCUCAUUCAACUGUCCCUCUAUGAGAAUGCCAUCUUUUCUAUGGUAGAGGGGGCACUAUAUGGAACCACUUCUCUCUUCUAUCUACAAUGGAACUUUGACCCAUCCGACAUUUCAUCGGGGAACAGUCUGAUCUGCGACUGUUCGGCUCUCUGGCUCCAUCGCUACAUUCAGGAGAAAGGAAGACGUAUUGAGACAACGGUCUACUGCGCCGGACCGCCUGACCUGAAUGGAACGGACAUUACAGCUCUCUCUGAAGAACACUUUGGAUGUGAUGACUUGUCGGAGGACUCGCUCCAGAUGCGAGUGGAACCGUCAUGUGACAGUCUUGUGGUCAGGAGAGGAGGGUGCCUGAGAGUCACGUGCACUUCGACCCCCAGCGGCCGCACCUCCUGGACGAGACUCGGGAGGAGCUCGACAGCAGUGGCAGCUCACACCUGUCGCAGCUACUCUUCGUGCGUUGCUCAGAGUGGGGAGAGCGAGCUGGUCAUCGGCGAUGCCUCAGACCAAGACGUCGGUAACUACAUCUGCACUGCCACUCUCAAGAACGUCACUACAGCAGUCACCUGCCACGUAUCUCUUGGAGAGCCACCAUCGGUGGAUCUGGGACCCAGAGACCAGUACCUGGGCUGGCCUGGGGACACUGCUUACUUCCGUGUCCGGGUCUCAGGUCAGCCACACCCCUCUGUGGAAUGGCAUCACGAGUCACCACACGGUACACGGAGCCGAUAAAGGAGGACAAACGGUACGAAAAUUGUUGAUCAUGUGAGGUUCACACUGCCUCUGUUAAUCACAAGAGUUGUUGAUCAUGUGAGGGUCACAUGACCACUCAUGUGAGAGUCACAUGACCUGCUGUUUUCUGACUGUUUUCAGUCACAUGAUAUCGUACUUUGGGAGUUUGGUAAUUCUCGACACGACGCUGGAAGAUGGCGGAGAGUAUCGUGCAGUCGUUAGCAACGGAGCUGGCUCUGUCACCGUGGCUGCAUUCCUGGAAUUCUUCUUCCCCACGCCAUGCAGACAGUAUUGUCAGAAUGGAGGAACUUGCUACCAGGCUCACUACUGCUACUGUCAAUCUGGGUUCUUUGGCAGAUACUGUGAAUCGGGCGAAGACUAUCUCCCACCAGUUUCCCCACCAAACAGUGGUUCAGGCUCAGGAGGCUAUUCGGGAUAUUAUGACGACAAUGAAUCGGGCGAUGAUCAAUAUUCUGAUACGGAGUCUGGAGAUUCUGAAUAUGGGUCAGGAUACUCUGUUGACAACUCAGUAAACUCGGAGGGAUGACUUCGUAAACUAUGAGGAAGAUUCUGAGGGUGAGUCAGUAAAUUCUGAGGGUGACUCAGUAAUCUCAAGUGGAAGUGGAGAACCGCCAAUACUUAGCCCAAGUUAUGGAGAUGAUAAUGAAACAAACUUUAACACAGAAAAUGGUGAAACCGACCGAAAAAGAAGACAAAGCAACGAUGUCGCUGCUGCGGAGAAGUCGUUUCCAUGGAUAUUGGCGGGAGAGCGUCGCCAGCUGACGCAGAAGCCAGAAAGACGGUGGCACAAUGGGCACCAACAGUUGACUGUCAACGGACAGCUUGAAAUGAACGAAGCUGCAGAGAGUCCUGAGAAAGUGAAAACCAGACUUGGUAAAGAAUUGAAGAUGAAGGCGACUUAUGAUGAGAAUGGAUUUGGAGAAAGAAGAGACUUUGACGAACCCACAGAAGGCUUGAACAGGAAGGCAAAGAAUGGCAGGAAGAUGAAGAGGUUGAGAAUCGAGGCUGAAUUAACGGACAAAGGCAAUAGAAGAGUUCAUUGCAGAGGAAGACGCCAGGGAAUUGGAAGAUGCUCUUUUUCCUGACACUGGGCUUGUGGAGGGAGGAGAGGGAGGAGAGGGAGGAGAGGGAGGGGAGAGAGGAGAGGGAGGAGAGAGAGGGGAGGGAGGAGAGGGAGGAGAAGGAGGGAU
Geodia barretti is the source of this 2072-nucleotide messenger RNA. Lineage: Eukaryota; Metazoa; Porifera; Demospongiae; Tetractinellida; Geodiidae. The record is from the annotation of a GenBank genome assembly.